GAGUUUUAGAAGAGUUUGAGAAACUUAAACGACAAAUUGGAAAUCAUAAUCGACCAAAGGGCGAGUUCAGGAAUCGAUUCAGAUACGAACAAUGUUCUUGUUCCUGGAGUUGACAUUUUUCUUUAUUUAAAAAAUGUCAGUGAUGAAGAAGAAAAAAAGAUGUCUGAUGUUUUACAAAAGUUGUUUGAAGAGGUCAUAAAUCAUAACAAUGAUCUCAAAUCCAGCAUACCACCCAAUUUAUAUGCUAGACUAAGAACGGCAGUCAAUGAAACAUUUCACUUAUUUGUUUCUAAAGGAUGGAGAAUCAAAAGCGCUAAACGUAAAUGCAUAAAACUGCAUAUAAAAUGUAGUAAUUUUAAAUCGCUUGCCAACUUGUUUAGGGAACAUACUAAUGGAAAAAUCCACAACCAUCUAACAGAUUUAAAUGAAGCAUUAGCCGAAUGUGUCAAUGGAGAAAAGUCAUACAUUGAAACUAUUAUUUAUAAAGGCGAGUUUUGGAAUGUUUUGGACAAAUCAAUCUCAUUCGUCGAAAUAUAUUUAUCGGUUCUCAACAUCGACGUUGCAAAGCAAAAUGAUAACGUGCAACCACUCCAUAAAGACAGGAGGGCUACAUUAUCGUUAACAGCUCAAAAUGUAAAGUCUGAAAACAACGCAUCCUUUGAGCGAGACUGCAACAAUGAGCUUAAUACUUGUCUACAAUUACUGAAAUCAGAACUCCAAUCAGAAUUUCAUGCCCCGCAUUUAUCAAUUCAAGUAAAUUGCUCGUCAAAUGUGAAUCGCGAAACAGAUGAUAAGGAAAACAGUGAUAGGUUUCAAGAUGAAGAAUAUGACAAGACAGCGAUCACGCAACGGUCUUUGAAAGAGAUUGAUCCAACAAAAGGGGGACAUGAAAGAGGAAAAGAUCACAGUGAAGAAAAGACGGAACUUACGGAACAAAAUCGGCGUGAUCGAAAGUUGGCAAUGUCGAGAAAAGAAGAGGAAGAGGCAGCCAAUUGGACGAAAGCAAUUUCCGGUUUGACUAUCACAAAAAAAUGUCUCAUUGUUUCCACCAGUAGAAGGUUGAAAAAAUUUCUGAGUUCUUUUUCACAGGAACAGCUUGACCAUUUGUCCGAAUUUCUCAACAAUACACAAAACUUAACAUUUAAAACAGUAAAGGGGACAAAAAUGUGGAAAAUAUCUCCAGGUUGUUGUGAAUCAAAUCUGUGCCAAACCAUCCUAGACAUGUUAUGGGAGAAACAUGUAAACAAAUCAAAUAGGGUUGUUUGGAGCCCUAGGAUCGAGAAAAGUGUAGGGUAUAACCAAAAUAAGAAGAAAGUGACCUUGUCAAAUACAACUGUAGUCUAUGAAAAAUGCUUUGUUUGCGGGGAAUCGAAUUGCCCAUUCGCGAGUAAACAAAAAUACAAUCCUUUGUUCGUUGACACGGAACAAAAUGAAGACGUUGAUAAGUUCUACUGGGAGAUUGCAAGCAUGUUCAUGUUCCGUGGAAAUGAGAGAAAUCAUUUUCCAAAUUCUGGGCCUGAAGACACUGACGCUGCAUUGAUUUUCAAGUUGAUGAAGAAUUGCAGAUUGUUCUCACUAGAUAUGGAGACUGGUAUAGAUAAUGGGAUUUACGACGAUUUGCUUGAAGUGAGAAACCUGUUGAUGCACAGUGCUGAUAACCGCUUGUCGGAUGAAGCUUUGGAGGAAUGUUUCAAGCGUAUGGAAUGUAUACUGAAAGCAAGCAUGUUUGCCAACGAAUAUAGCAAAAAGGCAAUAUCUGAACUAAAAAAGUUAAAAGAUAUGCGUAUCAUAAUGACUUCGCUGACAUCACAACAGGCAGCUAUGGUUGAAGCAGCUUUCAACUUACAACAGUCUUCAGUAGAAUUUGACAUACAUUUUAGGGGCUCAUUGAAAAACGACUACGUUUUAGAAGGUAUCCUAAAAGCAAAUCAAAAGAAUAGUAGGAAGUACUCAGGAGAUGCUGAUCAGAAUCCAGCGCCUCCAAGUCACACUCCAGCACCUCCAAGUAAGAGUCCAGAUCCUCCAAGACAGAGUCGAAAGUUUUCAAAACGGGAUAAUACUGGAACGGCGGCUGGUGCAACGACGGGGGCGGUAAUUGGGUCAUUCGGAGGUCCUGCAGGGUCGGUUCUCGGAGCAGCAGUAGGAGGGCUUUUUGGAAAGCUGUUUGACUAA
Messenger RNA from Ruditapes philippinarum (Manila clam), 2172 nucleotides. RefSeq lists its product as uncharacterized. Lineage: Eukaryota; Metazoa; Mollusca; Bivalvia; Venerida; Veneridae. The coding region runs from base 160 to 2172 and encodes 670 amino acids. The transcript has 12 exons. The record is from RefSeq and is a predicted model, not a curated record.